Messenger RNA from Drosophila melanogaster (fruit fly), 2881 nucleotides. RefSeq names its product protein kinase, cAMP-dependent, catalytic subunit 3 (gene Pka-C3). The record is from RefSeq and is marked reviewed. Gene Ontology annotation, biological process: imaginal disc-derived wing morphogenesis. The transcript is spliced from 8 exons. Bases 973 to 2475 code for a protein of 500 amino acids. NCBI's taxonomy places the organism in Eukaryota, Metazoa, Arthropoda, Insecta, Diptera, Drosophilidae. Gene Ontology annotation, molecular function: protein serine/threonine kinase activity; protein serine kinase activity; cyclic nucleotide-dependent protein kinase activity.
UCAGUUUCGUGCAAAACGUGGAAGCGGCUGGUCAACCCAAGAAAAACACCACAGAACACUCAGAAAUCAUUCGAAAGAAAAUUGGAAAAUUUGACAUUGGUCUUCAGACUAGUCAACAAAAAAAAAAACAAAACCUAUUCAAAGUUUGCAAUCAUCACGUUUGAUUAAUUGCGCUCAGUUGGACUAAUUUGGCAAUCUGCUGGUUCAGCGGAGGAAACUAACAAAAAACCGAAGAAAAACUGCAAGUUGCGCUGUAAAAACCGGAAAUUCUAGAUCUCUCGGAUCUCACGAUCCCAGCGUAUAUAAACAAAACAAAGCGGCACCUUUAGACACACAACAACAACUAAAAGAAACCGAAGAAAAACCCACGAAAAAAGUGACACAAAUAAAGCAAAUCGCGAUCGCUGUGUCCAGUCGAUCCGCAAAAAAUAAUACCUAUGGCCCCCGUAUACCUAUAACACCCAUAAUACCUAUACCUAUACCCCCUCCCGCCGAGAAACGCUGAGUGUUGAGUUUAUUUCUGUUUCUGUGUCGGCUUCAGCGGUUUUUUCGCCUUUUUUUCUGUUAUUAUUGCCGGCCAGAAGCGAAGGAAAAAUCGAAAUCGACGGCUAGUCGCGGAAAAUCGUGCGCUCUUAAAGUAACAUAUUUAUUUUUAACAAUUUCGCAAGCGUUCAAAUUUUGCUCCAGCAAAAAAUCAGAAUCAGAACUCACCAACCAACCAGACAAUCGCAACCUGAACAACAACAAUAAAUAUAGAUCGGCUGUGGGAUCGUUAAGUAGGAAAAAAAGAAAAACAAAAACCAAAAGGCUAAAAAAACCAAAAACCAAAACAAAAACCAAACCAAAAGGCAACGACGACGGCCGGCAAAUUUGGAUCUCAAAAUUUAGCUCGGAAAAGCGACAGGAGACAACGGGACGACAGGAACUCCGGCAAGGACAAUCGGAAAACCGCAGGCGAGGAUUGCGACAGCGAUGUCCACGGCGACUUGUGCCCGCUUCUGCACGCCUUUGUCAUCCGGCACGGCAGGAUCCACAUCAAAAUUGACAACCGGAAACGGAAGCGGCAACACGAUGACGUCGGCGUACAAAAUUCCAUCAAACAACAGCACAACAGCAAAUGACAGCAGCAACACAGAGACAACAUUCACAUUCAAAUUGGGCCGCUCGAACGGCCGAAGUAGCAGCAAUGUAGCCUCAAGCGAGUCAUCCGAUCCACUGGAGUCCGAUUACAGCGAGGAGGAUCCGGAGCAGGAGCAGCAGCGACCCGAUCCGGCGACCAACAGCCGGAGCAGCAGCACCGCCACCACCACCACCACCAGUUCCGCUGACCAUGACAAUGACGUCGACGAGGAGGAUGAGGAGGACGACGAGAACGAGGGGGAGGGCAACGGCCGGGAUGCGGAUGACGCCACUCACGAUUCCAGCGAGAGCAUCGAGGAGGACGAUGGCAAUGAAACCGAUGACGAGGAGGACGACGACGAGUCGGAGGAGAGCAGCAGCGUCCAGACCGCGAAGGGAGUGCGCAAAUACCACUUGGACGACUACCAGAUAAUCAAAACAGUGGGCACGGGCACCUUUGGACGAGUUUGCUUAUGUCGCGAUCGCAUUUCGGAGAAGUACUGUGCCAUGAAGAUUCUGGCCAUGACCGAAGUCAUUCGUCUCAAACAGAUUGAGCACGUCAAGAACGAGCGGAAUAUAUUGCGCGAAAUACGACAUCCGUUUGUCAUCAGCCUGGAAUGGUCCACAAAGGAUGACUCAAAUCUGUAUAUGAUCUUCGACUAUGUCUGCGGCGGCGAGCUGUUCACAUAUCUGCGAAAUGCGGGAAAAUUCACUAGUCAAACCUCCAACUUCUAUGCGGCUGAGAUCGUCAGUGCCCUAGAAUACCUGCACUCACUGCAAAUUGUUUAUCGCGAUCUGAAGCCAGAGAAUCUGCUGAUCAAUCGGGAUGGUCAUUUGAAGAUAACCGAUUUUGGAUUUGCCAAAAAGCUGAGGGAUCGCACUUGGACAUUGUGUGGAACGCCCGAGUAUAUAGCACCUGAGAUAAUUCAGUCCAAGGGUCAUAAUAAAGCCGUAGAUUGGUGGGCAUUGGGAGUUCUCAUCUACGAAAUGCUCGUGGGAUACCCACCAUUCUACGAUGAACAGCCCUUUGGGAUCUACGAGAAAAUAUUGAGCGGUAAAAUUGAGUGGGAGCGACAUAUGGAUCCCAUUGCCAAAGACUUGAUCAAAAAGCUGCUGGUGAAUGAUAGAACCAAACGACUGGGCAACAUGAAGAAUGGCGCCGAUGACGUGAAGAGGCAUCGCUGGUUCAAGCACUUGAAUUGGAAUGACGUCUACAGCAAGAAACUUAAGCCACCAAUUUUGCCCGAUGUACAUCACGAUGGGGAUACCAAAAAUUUUGAUGAUUAUCCCGAAAAGGAUUGGAAGCCCGCCAAGGCAGUAGACCAAAGAGAUUUGCAGUACUUCAAUGAUUUCUAAAUAAGAGCCGAGAAAUUGUAGUUUUUUGUUUUCUGUUGAAAAUUUUGGUAUAAUUUGCGACAGCAAGAACAUUCAUUAUUUAUACUGGCAAUUAAGUGUUUAAAGUGCUGUGUUGAUGCAAUGAUAUGUAAUGGUACAUAUAUUUAUAUACAUAAAUUAUAUUAUAAAAUACGACUAUACAUAAACAAUACACCCGUACAUAGUAAGAAUAAGUUUAUACCCGUAAUGUUAUGUCUAGCGAGUGACGUCUAAAAUUAUUUAUAUAUACUUAAUUGUUUAAAUGUUCAAAUUGCGAGCAGUCCCCAAAACUAGAAAGCAACACCUAUAAAAGUACAGCUAAAGUACAGUAAAGAAUAUAUUAUUAAAAAACAACAAAAUAUUAACGUAAAACGUUGAAUAAAGUGAU